AUGAAGCUCUCGAUCCUCCUGACCCUGGCAUCAGGCCAACUGGCUUUGAGUUCGCCGGACUGGCGAUGGUGGGUUGUGAUCCUGGUGUACCAAGCUCCUUCGGCUUAUGCUAACCAUUCUCCUCAUCCGAAAGAUCGGCGCGGGCCCUGUCCGAUGCUGAACACAUUGGCCAACCACGGCUUUCUGCCACACAACGGGCGCAACAUCACCAAGGAGAUCACGGUGAAUGCUCUCAACUCCGCCCUGAACGUUAAUAAGACGCUCGGCGAGCUCCUGUUCAACUUCGCGGUAACCACCAACCCCCAGCCCAACGCGACCUUCUUCGACCUCGACCAUCUCAGCCGCCACAACAUUCUGGAGCACGACGCCAGCUUGAGCCGCGCGGACUACUACUUCGGUCACGACGACCACACGUUCAACCAAACUGUCUUCGACCAGACCAAGUCCUACUGGAAGACCCCCAUCAUCGACGUCCAGCAGGCGGCCAACGCCCGCCUGGCGCGCGUGCUGACCUCCAACGCGACCAACCCCACCUUCGUGCUCUCCCAGAUCGGCGAGGCGUUCAGCUUCGGCGAGACGGCCGCGUACAUCCUCGCGCUGGGCGACCGCGUGUCCGGGACGGUGCCCCGGCAGUGGGUCGAGUAUCUCUUCGAGAACGAACGCCUGCCGCUGGAACUUGGCUGGCGGCGGGCGAAGGAGGUCAUUUCAAACUCGGACCUCGACCAACUGACGAACCGGGUUAUCAACGCCACUGGGGCGCUGGCAAACAUCACGCGAAAGAUUAAGGUGCGGGACUUCCACGCCGGGAGGUUUCCGGGGGAGUGA
This is a messenger RNA of Thermothielavioides terrestris NRRL 8126, 825 nucleotides long. RefSeq lists its product as uncharacterized. Lineage: Eukaryota; Fungi; Ascomycota; Sordariomycetes; Sordariales; Chaetomiaceae. The record is from RefSeq and is a predicted model, not a curated record. The transcript is spliced from 4 exons. Gene Ontology annotation, molecular function: peroxidase activity. Bases 1 to 825 code for a protein of 274 amino acids.